GAACCCAGGAGGAACCCAGCGGCGCCGCUGGGUUCAUCGAUCAAACCCAACGGCGUCGCUGGGUUCAUCGAUCGAACCCAGCAACGUCGCUGGGUUCAUCGAUCGAACCCAGCAACGUUGCUGGGUUCCUCCUGGGUUUAAUCCAUGAACCCACGGCGCUGCUGGGUUCAUCGAUCGAACCCAACGGCGCCGCUGGGUUCAUCGAUCGAACCCAGCAACGUCGCUGGGUUCCUCUUGGGUUCAAUCCAUGAACCCAGUAGGUGCUCCUGGGUUCGAUCGAUGAACCCAGCAGGUGCUGCUGGGUUGCUAAAGACAGUGAAGAGAUUUGCAGGCAAAGAUAACAAGGGAGUAACGAACAAAGUCGGUAAUGGGAAAGCUUGGUUGACAAUUCUGGGUUUUUUCAACAACGCAUCCAAUUUCUUCUGCAACAAUUUCCAUUCCUUAUCAUUUAAUCUUUAUUUUCCCUUUUGUUAUGGAUCUGGGUUUCUUUAUUAUAGAUCUGGGUUUUGUAGCUUUCCUAUUUCAGUUAUUUUAUUCUCGUGAUUCCUGUUUCUCUAAGAAGUGGGUAUGCUUUUAUUGCUAUAUUAUCGAGAAGGUAGGUUGAUGGGGUUUGGGACUCUGGUUUCCUCGUGCGAUUGUUGCACGGCAUGGUGGGUUCCUCAUACGAUUUAGGUGUUGUGUGUUGAUGGGUUCACUGAACCCAGAUUUGGUGUUCAGGAAGGGAGAGAGAAAAUGAAAAGACCUAGAGAUUGAACUCUCAAACGUCUCCAGAUCUGAACUCUGAAGUCUUUGAUGAGAUAGGGAUGAAAAAAAGAGCAAUAUGGUAAACCAGAUCUAGGUUUUUACUUGCGUUCUGUAACUUUCAACAGCCAUUAAGAAUAUAAUUAAGAGAAUAAAAGAAAAACAAGUUACUUUUAGAAGAUUAAUUUGCUGGGAGUAUGUUGAUUUGCCAAUUUUUAGAGUCGGUGCCAUGCUGCUGAUUUUUGAGUAUGACAAGAUGAGAGGAAGAAGAUGAUGGCAAAAUUGUUAUUUCGUCUGAGGGCAAAGUUAUAAUUUAGUUUAAUUAGAAGGGCAUAAUUGUUAUUUCAUUUGACAUGUCAUCAUUUUUUGCCACGUUGUAUUAAUGUGUUUUGAUGUGUCAUCGUUCUUCCGUCACAUAACGUGCCAUGUAAGCAGAUUUUUAACGGAGGGACCAAAUCGGGGUAAAAAUGGUAAACAGUAGGGACCAAAUCAGGGAUUUUUUGA
This is a messenger RNA of Rubroshorea leprosula, 1245 nucleotides long. The record is from the annotation of a GenBank genome assembly. Lineage: Eukaryota; Viridiplantae; Streptophyta; Magnoliopsida; Malvales; Dipterocarpaceae.